Messenger RNA from Mycotypha africana, 2652 nucleotides. Its product is annotated as sulfate transporter family-domain-containing protein. Gene Ontology annotation, biological process: transmembrane transport. Gene Ontology annotation, molecular function: sulfate transmembrane transporter activity. Bases 189 to 2528 code for a protein of 779 amino acids. The record is from RefSeq and is a predicted model, not a curated record. Gene Ontology annotation, cellular component: membrane. Lineage: Eukaryota; Fungi; Mucoromycota; Mucoromycetes; Mucorales; Mycotyphaceae. The transcript has 8 exons.
UCAAGAGUAAGAUAUUUAACGCCGUGAGUCAUUAAAUAGCUACUCCCUUGUUUACUUCACUCAUGUAAUAGUGCAACAAUUAUAGAAACAAUACGCUAAUAUAUAUCUGAGCUUUUCUUACUUGUGCUUUUCUUCUUUCUCUCUUUCUCCAUCUUAUUACUUCAGAUUACCUGAAUAUAGUUCUUGGUAUGACGAAAAAUAAUAUAGUUAUCAAUUACACGCCAAUUACUUUUAAGCAGAAGCUAGCAAGGACAUAUCAAUCAGUACCCAUCUCUUUGAAACGCUACUUUCAGGAUAUACUGCCUAUUUUAACGUGGAUACACAGAUAUAAUUUAACUUGGCUAGUACAAGAUAUCAUUGCUGGCGUUACCGUUGGAAUUGUACUUGUGCCUCAAAGCAUGGCAUAUGCCAAAAUUGCAAACCUUCCCCCUCAAUACGGUUUAUACACAUCUUUCAUAGGCUCCAGUAUUUAUUGUCUUUUUGGAACUUCGAAAGAUAUUAGCGUUGGCCCUGUUUCUACGAUAUCGCUAUUAAUUGGCUCAGCUGUACAUACUGUAACUGAAAUAUACCCUGAAAUACCGCCUGUAGAAAUAGCUAUCACUCUCACAUUGUUUUCGGGGCUCGUCAUGGUUAUUAUGAGCCUCCUACGUUUAGGCAUCCUUAUCGACUUUAUUCCAGAGCCUGCAAUCGCAGGGUAUAUGACGGGUUCAGCAAUUACUAUCGUACUUGGUCAAUGUCCCAAAUUAUUUGGCAUCAAAGAUGUUUCAACACAUGAUGCCCCUUAUCUGGUUCUCACCCAAUUUUUGACGAAACUGCAAAAUACCCAACUAGACGCUGCAUUUGGCUUAUCUUCACUCGUGUUUCUGUACUUGGUCCGAUUCAUUUGUAACCGUUUUAACUGCAAUUCUCCUUUUUCAAAAAGAAUGUUGUUUCUUUUUGGUAUAAUGAGAAAUGGUCUUAUUGUCAUCAUUUGUACUUUUAUCUGUUUUAUGGUGAUCAGGAACAAAGAAGAUAUUGGACUUUCAAUUAUCAAGUCAGUACCUGCUGGGCUUGAUGCUAUUGGUAUUCCUAGAUUCCAUAUAGAGGUUGUUCGAGAAGCAAGUAGCGUCAUUCCCUCCAUCAUUUUGAUUUCGGUUUUAGAACAUGUUUCCGUUGGAAAAUCAUUCGGGAGAAUCAAUGGCUAUCAGGUCAACCCAAACCAAGAAAUUCUUGCUGUCGGUAUCAGUAAUAUCCUUAAUCCUUUCUUUGGAGGGUUUUCAUGUACAGGUGCAUUUAGCCGUACAGCGAUUAUGGCACGAUCAGGUUCUAGAACACCGAUUGCCGGUGUAUUUUCGGGAGCAAUUGUCGUGCUCGCUCUGUAUGUACUCACACCUGCUUUUUAUUACAUCCCAGAAGCGGUGCUAUCAGCAGUGAUUAUACACGCUGUAUCAGAUCUUGCUUCCAAAGCCAAAUACUUGACUGCACUGUGGUCCACAAGCUGUGUAGAAUUUCUAGUUUGGAUAACUGCCGUCUUAGUUACAGUAUUCGUUGAUAUUGAGUCAGGCAUUUACGCUGCUGUCGGUCUUUCGUUGAUCAUAUUGCUAUAUCGUUUAGCCCGGCCGCCUAUUAAAACGAUAUCCAGGAUCACGAUCAGCCAAGGACAAUACAAUCAUCAAAUAUCAUCAGAUAGCGAUAGUGACCAAACUAUCAAUAUGGAUAUCUUGGAGUCCAGACGUCAGUAUCUGUUUGUUGACGAGAAAGAUCCAAACUUUAUAGGUUAUAGGAAUAAUCUACCCUCAGGUGUCCUUAUUUUACAGUUAUGUGAUUCAAUUUUGUAUCCAAAUGCAGAAUACAUAUCAGGUGCAAUAGUCAACGCAGUAAAGCUCAAAACACGGGGUGGGGUUUCAUUGAACGAGGAUGAAAAGGACAGUCAGAGGAAUUGGAAUGAUCCUAGGGAAUCUCUCGAAUCCAUAUCAAAUAAGCUACAGCUGCCUAUUUUGCAAGCUAUUAUUAUUGACUUUGCAGCUGUGAGUCGUGUAGACGCCACAGCAGUUAAAGCACUUACUAUAACCAAAGACACCCUUGACCGAUAUGCAGGCCACGCUGUUGAAUGGCACUUUGUCGGGUUACAAAAUCUAUCUACCCGCUCAAUACUCGUAAACGCAGGCUUUGGCUCUUUAGAUUCGAAAGACCAAGAUGAUUUGCCAUCAUUAAUCAACUCGACAAGUUCGGAUGAGAAUGAUGACUGUUCUCUCAUAUCGAUUGUUUCUCAAAAUGAAAAGCUAAAGGAUACCUUUUGUUCACCGCCUAUGACUGUUAUCAAAGACGUUCCACGUGAUAACCUACGCUGUAGUUCACCAGUUGAAUCCAUGAAACUCGAAAUGCCUGACAAAGCCUUCAUGUUCCGCCAACAUAGUAAUUUCGCACAUAACCCUCAAUCUUGCCAUUGUAAGAUAGAAACCUCUGCAUCAAAAUGCACGCCUGUAGAUGUAUACCCUUGCUUUCACUGGGAUUUUGACUCUGCCAUCCAAUCUUUUACGCCUGUGUGAUAGAUUAACUAGCAUUAACUUUAUACGAGAGUUCAAUAUUACAGAGCACAAUCACAAUAAAAUAAGAUUAAAUCUAGUUUAAUUAUUUAAACUUAUUCUUCACGAUCGAUAGACAUCACUUGUU